Dentiscutata heterogama is the source of this 285-nucleotide messenger RNA. NCBI's taxonomy places the organism in Eukaryota, Fungi, Glomeromycota, Glomeromycetes, Diversisporales, Gigasporaceae. The record is from the annotation of a GenBank genome assembly.
CAAAUGUUGAAGCUUAUAGAAUUUGCUGGGCGUUUAAUUUUUGAAGAAUUCGAUCAAAUUGAGGCUUUGAUGGUACAUAGUUAUGCUGAUAAUUUAGCUGAACUAAGGGAGGAGAGAUCGAUGAAUGGUUUUAAACUAGCAAGAUUUAAAGAGCAAAGUUUACACUCAGUGCAAGAUUAUGUUAAUAUCAUAAAGGUUCUUUUAUUAUUAAAUGAUAAAACAGAGCAUUUAAAUGAAAUUGUUGUACCAGUUGUUGUUGACUGGCCUAGGCAAAUAUUUAUUUGA